Pimephales promelas (fathead minnow) is the source of this 1993-nucleotide messenger RNA. RefSeq names its product thyroid hormone receptor beta (gene thrb). The record is from RefSeq and is a predicted model, not a curated record. Gene Ontology annotation, molecular function: zinc ion binding; RNA polymerase II cis-regulatory region sequence-specific DNA binding; nuclear receptor activity. Gene Ontology annotation, cellular component: RNA polymerase II transcription regulator complex. Gene Ontology annotation, biological process: cell differentiation; thyroid hormone receptor signaling pathway; positive regulation of transcription by RNA polymerase II. NCBI's taxonomy places the organism in Eukaryota, Metazoa, Chordata, Actinopteri, Cypriniformes, Leuciscidae.
CGUAGUGUGUUUCGUGGCUUCAUGUCAACUCUGAAAUCUGCACGCACGUCAGUGCGACCGCCAAUUGACCUUUUUUUUUAAUGUACAUUAACUGCACCGGUUUUGUUGCAUUGACUUUUUAAAUUUUAAAUUUUUGUGUGUGUGUGGUUGUGCCUUUGAAGAUCUUCAUAAUGAAUUACUGCAUGUCAGACAUGUAUGACAUAGGCCACGGUGUGAAUGGGGGAUAUGCAGUGCCGCCCGGAGGUGAGUACUGCAUGUAUGGUGGAGAAGGGCCUGGUUUCACUCACUGUGAGCCACAGCCGUUACACCACCAUCCUCCCAGCAUGGAGCAGGCCUGGCCGCCCAGCCAACCCUACGGGUGCCCUUUCAAUGGGGCCAACCCUGUGUUCAAGAGUGAGUUGUGCUCCAUGGAGGUGCCUCUCAGUCACUACCACCAGCCAGACUACUACUCUGAUGGCAGGCCAGACUUGUCUCAGAUGCAGUGGAUGCAGGGGCCUCACAGGAAAGGGUACAUACCAAGUUACCUGGACAAGGAUGAGCUGUGUGUUGUGUGUGGGGACAAAGCAACUGGCUACCAUUACCGAUGCAUCACCUGUGAGGGCUGCAAAGGGUUUUUUCGACGCACAAUUCAGAAGAACUUAAACCCAACAUAUGCUUGCAAGUACGAGGGAAAGUGCGUCAUUGACAAAGUCACCCGCAACCAGUGCCAAGAAUGUCGCUUCAAGAAAUGCAUUGCUGUCGGCAUGGCAACAGACUUGGUGUUGGAUGACAGUAAGCGUCUAGCCAAGCGGAAGCUGAUCGAGGAGAACCGAGAACGGCGGCGGCGCGAGGAGAUGCAGAAGACGGUGUGGGACCGGCCGGAGCCCACGCAGGAGGAGUGGGAGCUGAUCCGGGUUGUCACAGAGGCGCAUAUGGCCACAAACGCUCAAGGCAAUCACUGGAAACAGAAGCGUAAAUUCCUGGUCGAGGAAGCAAUGCUACUUAAUGAAAUAACAUGUAAUUUAUUCUGUACUUCUGACCAGAGUGCAGUGGGGGUGAAGGAAGCAAAGCCGGAGGACAUCGGUUCGGCACCCAUCGUCAACGCACCAGAAGGGAGCAAAGUGGACAUAGAAGCCUUCAGUCAAUUUACAAAAAUUAUCACCCCCGCAAUUACUCGUGUCGUAGAUUUUGCCAAAAAGCUGCCCAUGUUCUGCGAGCUGCCUUGUGAGGACCAGAUCAUUUUGCUGAAGGGUUGCUGUAUGGAGAUCAUGUCUCUGCGAGCGGCGGUGCGCUAUGAUCCAGAGAGUGAGACCCUAACGCUGAAUGGGGAGAUGGCCGUCACACGAGGCCAGCUCAAGAACGGGGGUCUGGGUGUGGUCUCGGAUGCCAUUUUUGAUCUGGGUGUGUCGCUGUCCUCCUUCAACCUCGACGAUUCGGAGGUGGCAUUGCUCCAAGCCGUGAUUCUGCUUUCCUCUGAUCGUCCAGGUUUAACGAGCGUAGAGCGGAUAGAGCGUUGUCAGGAGGAGUUCCUCUUGGCCUUUGAACAUUACAUUAACUACCGUAAGCACAAGGUGGCUCACUUCUGGCCCAAGCUGCUGAUGAAGGUGACGGACCUGCGCAUGAUCGGUGCCUGCCAUGCCAGCCGUUUCCUGCACAUGAAGGUGGAGUGUCCCACGGAGCUCUUCCCACCGCUCUUCCUGGAAGUGUUCGAGGACUGAUGGCCAACCAGUCAGGUCAAGCUGCUCCCACCAACACCAACCUCCACAAAUCCGACCUCCUCUAACUCUGUGUCUCUGUUCCCGGUCACGAUGAGCAUCAUUCUGUUCCUUAGUUUUAGGAGGAGCUCUCGGGCCUCGUUUCAAUGGAACCAUUCCUUUUACAAAGCGGGUACACGUGAAUUGCGUUACAGUUUGUUUUCUUUCACUCUUUGUUUGUAAAAAAAAAAAAAAAGAAAGAAAAAAAAACCUUUGUUACUCGAUCUUGUUUUUUCAAUGAUAAAUUGUUUUAUUUCUGA